AUGGUCUCUGAAUUCUCAAAGUAUCUUUCUGUUAACCCUAAUCUUAACAUUUCUCAAGAAAACAGAUCAAGAACUAUCGCCACUAGUUCUUCAAGCCAUUGGUCUCAUAAAAAAAACAAUGUCAAAAUCAAUAUCAUUCGACAUUCUCUUCAGCAUAUUCAUUUUUUUACCCGUCAAAUCUCUCCUGCGCUUCAGAUGUUUGUCCAAAUCAUUCCAUUCCGUAAUCGACAGCCCGAAAUUCAUCAAUUUCCAUCUGAAUCUCCCCUCUCAAACCAAUCAGAAUCGCAAGCUCGUUCUCGGCGAUUGGCACCUCGAGGGCUCAAGCCUUUAGUAAAAACUCCUGACAAUUUCAUCCCUGUAAAUCCUGACGGCGUGUUCGGAUCUUGUAAUGGUGUCGUUGCCAUGUAUAACAAAGAAGGAAUCACUCUGUUGAAUCCGUCGACUAACAGGUUCAAAUCUUUUCCUCUCUGGAUCGUCGAUAUCCUGUAUAAUGGAUUCGGGUACGAUCCAAUUUCUGAUGACUAUAAGGUGGUUAUGGUCACUAAACUAUUUUCUGAAGAAUUUUUAAGAGUUAUGAUAUAUAGUGUGAAAAACAAUUCAUUGAGAAGGAUUCAGGAUCUUCACAGUCCUGAACCUAAUUGGUACCGCUACAAUUACGAGUAUUCCGGUAUUCUUGUCGGUUCCUUCUUGCAUUGGGUAGCAAGCCCUCGUUAUGACGAAUGUUGUAGUGACGGAUCUGUAUUUUAUAAUUUCAUUCUUGCAUUUGAUCUUCGCGAUGAAACGUUUCGCGAGGUACCAUUGCCCUUGCCGCUUCCACGGGAUACAAGAGACGGAGACAGUAAAGAGUUGAAUAUGGUAUCAGAACUCGGAGGAUGCCUUAGUCUGAGCUAUUGUUUUCGGGGUUAUGUGGAAAUUUGGAUUAUGAAGGAAUAUGGAAUAGAAGAUUCUUGGACUAAAUUGCUUUCUUGUCAUGAAAAUCUUAAUUAUAGUUCUGGAUUGAAACCCUUAUGCUACUCAAAAGAAGAUGAUAAAGUUUUGAUGGACUAUGAUAAAGGGAAAGAGCUCAUUUUGUAUGAUCUAACGAAUCAAACUUCCGACAUAAUCAAUAUUUCUGAAUCCUCCAAAUUUAAUAAAAAGACGUACGGUGUGUGUAAGUCUGGAGUCGUGUGCGCAACGACCUUAACGUUUCCUAAUGUUAAUGGUGGAUCUAGCAAUAUUUGCAAGAAAUUGCCAAGGAAGAAGAACAACAAGAAAGUUUGA
Messenger RNA from Mercurialis annua (annual mercury), 1260 nucleotides. Its product is annotated as F-box protein CPR1-like. The record is from RefSeq and is a predicted model, not a curated record. Lineage: Eukaryota; Viridiplantae; Streptophyta; Magnoliopsida; Malpighiales; Euphorbiaceae. The transcript has 2 exons. Bases 1 to 1260 code for a protein of 419 amino acids.